CUGUCUGUCUGUCUGUCUGUCUGUCUGUCUGUCUGUCUGCGGUCUUAACUCAGGAGCUCAGCGCUGCGACAUGUGAGCGGGGAAUGGGCGACGGGACGCGAGGUUGUUACAGACAGCAGAGGGACGCAGGAAGGGCCGGCGCCAGGACAGACUUGAGGAGGCUUCUACAGAUCUGUUUCUUUUCGUGUGUGUCUGUGUGUUUGUUGUCGCUUGGUUUCGACCUGUGAGACUGUCUGGCCAACGAUGAACGCCAUAGUGUUCGACAAGCUCAACAGCCAGGUCCUGUUUGAGGAGAAGCCUAAGGACUUGGAAAUGAGCAGCAGGAACUUUAGUGAAGUAAUCGAUGGACAUCAUCCAGACCUCCUCUCCAGCACCCAGACCAUCAGAGACAACCAGGCCAUCAGACACCGGCUCAGCGGUGGUCGUCACAUUGGCAGCAAAGUUCGACACAAGCGGCAGGCUCUGCAGGACAUGGCACGGCCACUGAAGCAGUGGCUCUACAAGCACAGAGAAAACCCCUACCCCACCAAGACAGAGAAAGUUCUUUUGGCUCUUGAUUCACAAAUGACCCUAGUACAGGUCUCCAACUGGUUUGCUAACGCCAGAAGACGACUGAAGAACACAGUGAGACAGCCAGAUCUAAGCUGGGCACUCAGGAUCAAGUUGUACAACAAAUAUGUUCAGGGCAACGCGGAGAGGCUCAGCAUCAGCAGCGAUGACGGUGGCUCCGAAGAUGAAGGCAGUCCUCAGGGGACACAAAAUUGCCCAGAGGAGCUCAAGCCCAUAUACCAGAGUGUCAUCAAAAAGGAGGCAUCGUCUAUGGUCAUGUGUGCAGGACUGCAUCCAGCUGCACUGGCUGAGGACUGUGUUUCUCCACCCAAGUACAAGAGCAGCCUGCUGCACCGCUACCUGAAUGACUCGCUGCGACACGUCAUGGUGGCCAACGCGGUCAUGGACGCCCGCAAAAGGAACCACUCUGGGUCCUUCAGCUCAAACGAAUAUGACGACGAGCUACUGUCACCAUCCUCUUCCGAGGCCGAGGCGAACUUUGUUUACCGGGCUGAAACCGUGGACCAUAAAACAAGUAAAUGUGACAAUGGCUACAUCGGUGUUGGAACUGUACAGAAAAAGGGCAUGAGGGAUGAGACAUACUGGAAGGAGAUCAGCGCAGCCAUGGCUUUGACUAACUUGGCGCAGGGGAAGGACGGUGCCUCUGGGAUCACCAGCUGCAUCAUCCAGAAGUCCUCUCACAUAGCAGAGAUCAAGACUGUUAAAGUGCCACAGGUGCAGACGUAUCAUCACUAAAAUAACCAGCUUGUUUCUGUGCAGAGCACUUUCAAUCAAAUUGUGGAAGAGGAAUAUAACAAAAAAAACAUUCUUUUUUGUUUUAAGUAAUGUUUUCUAAGUAUUUGCAAACAAGGCUUUGCCCACCCUUUGCUAAACUAGAUGUGAUGCACACGUGUUUGUAAGAAUUUUUUGUAAUUUUCUAAAACAAAACACACACAUUAGUAACGUUAAUUUAUUUACCUGAGUUCUAGGUAAAAAAUCUUAAUUAUGUAGAUAGAUUAUGACUGUGGUCAAGGCAGAAAAGGUGUUCCCCACAGUCAGACUUUUUAAAGGACGCUGCCUUAUGAAUCUUCAACCCACGUUAUUCUCUGAGGGCAUUGUUAAUGUUCCGAUAGGAGCCCGCAUUUUCACAUGUUGACUGAACACGGUUCUGUCGCACACAGAUUCUGGUAGGGGAACAAUAACAGUUUGAGUUGGUGAUCAGCUGUAGUAAAUAACAGCACUGAUAAGUCGCCAUGCUUAAAAGUCACACAGUGACACAUGUUUAGAUUCACAUGCAUUCUAUAUUUGUUUUAAUGCAAAAAUGCCAUGGUUUUAAAGGGAUCUUUUCCAGCAGUGUUGCCUUUUAUAUCUGUGCUUGAAACAUGACAGCGUCGCCUAUUGAUCAUUUCAGCUGUUUCAGUGUUAUAUUUAAAUUCCUUGGCCUGGGAGGCAGAACAUUCCCAGUUUAAACCCUGUCUCUGAUACCAGGUGCGUCCUGGUGUCCUGACACUGUAGACACCCAGGAACCGCCAGGUGGCUGCUCACUGCUCCCCCGUGGGGAUGGGUCAAAAUGCAGGAUAAAUAUCCCACACUACUGUGAUCAAUUAAGUAUAAAUUCAUUUAAAAGAAGCUGGAGAACAGAGAAAACCUUUGUUUCUUCCGUUUUUAUUGACUGUCUUCCACCAGUACGUUUUUUGAUUACUUUGUUGCCAAAGCACUGCCAAUGUGUGUAUUUGUGGUCAUUUUGUUUUUGCCCAAAUUGUUCUUCAUUUCUCCACAAUGAGUUAUGAGCUUCUUUAAUUUACUGUAGAUAGAAACGACUUUCUUUAUACCAAGUGCCUACGUGGUAGAAACAUUUGUGAUGAUAAGUUCACAAACUUUGGAAAGAACUGAAGUCAAUUCUUUAUGCUGACAGGGCUAAAUGUAAAUUUUUGUUUUGUUUAUUUUAUUAUUUACCAUCAUAAACUAUUGAAAACAAAGUAGCACAAAAUGGCCACUUUGGACCAGUUUGUACUGUAUGUGCAGUGAUGAGGAGAGCUAUGAUUUUUUUUGUCAGAUGAAGCUGAACAGAACGAUUUGUCAUUGGCCCUGUGUAUGUGUGAUAAAAGUCCAUUCACAGGCACUAGCUGAGCAGGCAGUGGGGACUGUGGCCUCCACAUGUGUUUUUUAUACAUACAUGUACAGCAGUGGGUAGUGCAUCGCCUUGUGUAAACCAAUCUUUGGACCAAAUGCAGACCACACACCUCACAUGGCUCCUGUUUGGGAGAAACAGUGUAAGAAAGAGAGCAGCUUCAGUGAGAAUACGUCCAUCUUUGUACCUGUGAUCACUCCCCAGCUGUGACUAUUUAAAAUGGUUUCUGCAGCCAAGUCGUUGGUACAGAACAUAAGAGAAACAGAGAAAAUAGUUUAGACCAUAGUUCAUUUUUAUUAAUAACUUAUAAUAUAUUUGGUUUAUUUUCAUGAGACUGGAUGUUCAAUCCAAUGACAUUUGACAGAUACUUUUCCUCUUUGUAUUGUUGAGUUUGCUUAUGUAAAAUGCCUUUUAUAAUACCAAUUGUUACAUGGUCAAAGAAAUAAAUAAACAUAAAUUAAA
Messenger RNA from Betta splendens (Siamese fighting fish), 3142 nucleotides. It is a transcript of the gene mkxa, whose product is annotated as mohawk homeobox a. Bases 244 to 1305 code for a protein of 353 amino acids. The transcript is spliced from 7 exons. Gene Ontology annotation, biological process: regulation of transcription by RNA polymerase II; cell development; muscle organ development. Gene Ontology annotation, cellular component: nucleus. NCBI's taxonomy places the organism in Eukaryota, Metazoa, Chordata, Actinopteri, Anabantiformes, Osphronemidae. The record is from RefSeq and is a predicted model, not a curated record. Gene Ontology annotation, molecular function: RNA polymerase II cis-regulatory region sequence-specific DNA binding; DNA-binding transcription factor activity, RNA polymerase II-specific.